AUGACAGUGAUUGAAAGUUUACACGAUUUUAGUGUAGAGAACAGUGGGAAGCGCAACCAUAGCAGAAAUUUCAAUAAAGAAGACCGAACCAAAGUAGUGAUGGUGUCUUCGUCCGACAGAGAAACUGUCAAAGCUGGUCCAGCUUACGAUUCCGGUGUAGAAUUAUUUACACCGCCAACUCCUCAGAACUCAGCUAUGAUGUGGAAAAAUUCCAACGUGAAUUCUAGGUAUAAAGAACUUGUAACUGAAUCUAAUGAUUCGUUUGAAGUAUGUGAGGAAUGCAACAAUCUUUUAGGAAAAUCGAAAGGCAUUCGACGAAACCUGGAGCAAAUCUGGCAUCAGCCGCCACAAGAAUUCAAACUGGUUUCAAUAGCUGAUUCGAGGGCCACCUCACAUUAUCUCUGUUAA
Psylliodes chrysocephalus is the source of this 408-nucleotide messenger RNA. NCBI's taxonomy places the organism in Eukaryota, Metazoa, Arthropoda, Insecta, Coleoptera, Chrysomelidae. The record is from the annotation of a GenBank genome assembly.